Armigeres subalbatus is the source of this 743-nucleotide messenger RNA. It is a transcript of the gene Rab35, whose product is annotated as ras-related protein Rab-35. Gene Ontology annotation, cellular component: endosome membrane; plasma membrane. The annotation marks the transcript as partial. The transcript has 4 exons. NCBI's taxonomy places the organism in Eukaryota, Metazoa, Arthropoda, Insecta, Diptera, Culicidae. Gene Ontology annotation, molecular function: GTPase activity; GTP binding. The record is from RefSeq and is a predicted model, not a curated record. Gene Ontology annotation, biological process: endocytic recycling.
CUAUUUCCAGGUGUUGGCAAAUCUUCACUAUUAAUUCGUUUCUCAGAUAACACAUUCUCGGGAAGUUACAUAACAACUAUAGGUGUUGAUUUCAAAAUUCGCACAGUUGUUAUAAACGGUGAACGCGUAAAAUUGCAAAUUUGGGAUACUGCCGGACAGGAACGGUUCAGAACAAUAACUAAUACUUAUUAUCGUGGAACUCAUGGUGUUAUAGUGGUAUACGAUGUAACCAAUGGGGAAUCAUUUGCCAAUGUGAAACGAUGGCUACAAGAAAUUGAAUCUAAUUGUGACGUAGUGAACAAAGUUCUAGUCGGAAAUAAAAACGAUGAUCCCGCCAGAAAGGUUGUGAUUACCGAAGAUGCGCAACGUUUUGCAAACCAGAUGGAUAUACAGCUUUUCGAAACCUCAGCCAAAGACAAUAUAAAUGUAGAAGAAAUGUUUUUAGCCAUCACUGAGCAAGUGUUAAGGCAUAAAAAGCAGACGCAAAAACAGGUACAGUCAGAUCAGAAUAACGACACUGUCAAUCUGCGCAAAGGAGCCAAUAUAAAGAAAAAGAACAAAUGUUGCUAGUACUAUAAUUUAUGUAUCUGAUAUGUGAAGAGAGCUAGCAUAACAUCCGACGACACAAGGAAUAACAGCUGAACGCAUACAAUACACUGUAAUUAUAUAAAUGCUACCUAAUAUAUUUAUAUUGAUUACGAUAUCACGCACUGUAGUAAAUAGACGGCAAUUUUUAACACGUG